UCAAUCUUCUAUUUACUACACAAUCUCUCUACCUCUCUCAUUCUCUCCCAUUCUCUCCCAUCUCUCUCGAGAUGAAGACAACCAAAACAAAUCUCUCCUCUCUCUCCUACUUCUUUCUCUCUCUACUUCUCCAUAACAUCACCACCGUGGAAUCUAUCGGUGUCAACUACGGUACAUUAGGAGACGACCUCCCCCCGCCAGCCCAAGUAGCUCAGUUCCUCAAAGACAAAACCAACAUCGACCGCAUCAAAAUCUUCGACGUCAACCAUGACAUCAUCCAAGCCUUCGCGAACACCAACAUCUUCGUAACCGUUACGGUGCCGAACGGUGACAUUCCGAGUCUCACGAACAUACGGACGGCUCGUCGUUGGGUUUCUACAAACAUUAAACCGUUUUAUCCGGCUACGAAGUUUCUGUACAUUGCGGUGGGAAACGAGAUUCUUCACUGGGGUCCGCAGAAUCUGAUCGACAACCUCGUACCCGCUAUGAGGACUCUACAUAAGGCGUUGAUUAUGUCGGGGGUUAAGGAUGUCAAGGUCACGACACCGCAUUCGUUGGGUAUACUGGAAUCUUCUAACCCGCCUAGUUCGGGUAAGUUCCGACCCGGUUGGGAUGUGGGUGUUUUGAAACCCAUGUUGGAGUUCUUGCAAGAGACCAAUUCUUCUUUCAUGGUUAACCCGUAUCCUUAUUUUGCGUGGGCUCCACAACAAGAAGAUUACUGCUUGUUCCGACAAAAUCCAGGUAUGGUUGACCCUGUUACGAAAAAGUUGUACACAAAUAUGUGGGACCAGCUGCUUGAUGCUGUGUACAUGGGCAUGGUUAGAUUGGGUUAUGGACAUGUUGAGAUUGUUGCGGCGGAGACUGGGUGGCCAUCUAUGGGUGAACCCUUCUUGAAACAAGUUAAUCCGACCAAUGCGGCGGCGUACAAUGGUGGACUAAUUAGACAUCUUGACUUGGGGACACCUAUGAUGCCUAAGAGAAUUAUUGAGACUUAUAUUUUUGAUUUGUUUAAUGAGAAUCAGAAGCCGGGUUCUAUUGCUGAGCGGAAUUUCGGGCUUUUUAGACCCGAUUUUUCGCCUGUAUAUGAUGCCGGAGUUUUGCGUACAGGCCCAGUGCCGCAGCCAAAUCCGCAACCGCAACCUACACCAAAACCUUCCACACCAAAAAGAUCGGGUGCGAACUUUUGUGUAGCAAAACCAGAGGCAUCUGAUGCAGCAUUGCAAGCUAACAUUGACUAUGUGUGCAGCAACGGAGCUGAUUGCAAACCCAUUCAAGCCGGUGGUGCUUGUUUUGAUCCAAAUAAUGUUAGGGCUCAUGCUCAGUUCAUCAUGAAUUCUUACUACCAGACCAAUGGACGGAAUGCCUUCAGUUGUGAUUUCUCUGGCACUGGUGUCAUAACAACCAAUGAUCCAAGUUAUGGUAGUUGUAAAUACAUGUCGUAAGUUGCUGGCCAGGAAACUCUAACAAUCUCAGUUGAAUGGGAGAGGUACUGUAUCUUUAAAUUUUAUUCAUUCAUCCGUCCUUGGUGUCUAGUAAAGUUCAUUAGCUACAGGGAUUCACAACUAAUCCAGGCUAAGCCAUUUGUAAUUAGCUUGUCCCUUUGAUUUAAUUAAUUUUUACAGAAUGAAUGAAUGAAAGUGUGAUGUUCU
Molecule: messenger RNA, 1649 nt
Organism: Daucus carota subsp. sativus
Lineage: Eukaryota; Viridiplantae; Streptophyta; Magnoliopsida; Apiales; Apiaceae
Product: glucan endo-1,3-beta-glucosidase
Exons: 4
Coding region: 72-1442 (456 amino acids)
Biological process (GO): carbohydrate metabolic process
Cellular component (GO): plasma membrane
Molecular function (GO): hydrolase activity, hydrolyzing O-glycosyl compounds
Source: RefSeq, a predicted model, not a curated record